Tupaia belangeri chinensis (Chinese tree shrew) is the source of this 1486-nucleotide messenger RNA. It is a transcript of the gene TAFA5, whose product is annotated as TAFA chemokine like family member 5. Gene Ontology annotation, biological process: G protein-coupled receptor signaling pathway. The transcript has 3 exons. Gene Ontology annotation, molecular function: receptor ligand activity; G protein-coupled receptor binding. The record is from RefSeq and is a predicted model, not a curated record. Lineage: Eukaryota; Metazoa; Chordata; Mammalia; Scandentia; Tupaiidae. The coding region runs from base 109 to 555 and encodes 148 amino acids.
GGGGGCGCGAGCGGGCGGCCGCGGCGGCUGCACCCGGCGGGGCGCUGAUGCGGCGCCUGGACCUUAGCUGCGCGACUUCGGGGGCGUCGGCCGAGUUGGCACUCCGCGAUGCAGCUCCUGAAGGCGCUCUGGGCACUCGCAGGGGCCGCGCUCUGCUGCUUCCUCGUCCUGGUGAUCCACGCGCAGUUCCUGAAAGAAGGUCAGCUGGCCGCCGGCACCUGUGAAAUCGUGACCCUGGACAGGGACAGCAGCCAGCCGCGGAGGACGAUCGCCCGGCAGACGGCGCGCUGCGCAUGCAGGAAGGGGCAGAUCGCCGGCACCACGAGAGCCCGGCCCGCCUGCGUGGAUGAACACCUGACACGGCGACCCCCGCAGCCAGUGCGCACGGCUGGUGAGCCCCGGCUCCGUGGUGUGCUGCCGAUCACAUGUGCUCCAGGCGGCGCCGGCCCUGGCCCGAAGAUGAGCUCACCACGCAGAGCACGAGUGCGGCAUGGUGGGCUGGGUGGGGAGGGCAACGUGGGCUUCACUGCCCACAUGCAGCACAGCCUACCCUGAGACGUGGCGGCUCGCCCUGGGCCUCCUGGGCAUCUCCCCCUGUCGGACCUCCUGCCAGCCUGUCCUCUGCCUGGCUCACAAAAGAGGCCAUGGGGCGAGUGGCUCACACAUGGGCCCAGAGAGCGAAGCGGUGCCUCCCCACCCAGCCUCCCGCCAGCAUCUCGGUGCUCCCCCACAGCCCCUUGUGCCAUUCAGCCAUCCAGUUGUCAGAUGUCUGAGCAUCUUGCUGAGCCCUCUCUGCUCCUGGACCCCGAGAUGGAGUGUGGGGAGCCUGGGCCUGUGGGGGUUCAAGGUCAUGGCUCGGGAUAGGCAGGCCUGGUGUGGCCUUGGGUGUGGUUUGGUUGAGCCUCAACUUUUCGUCUUUCUAGGGGUCACAGCCAGUGACUGGGCAAAGCCUGCACCUGCACUUGGGGAGAGAGUGUAUUCAUACCCCAAGUCCUGGCACAAACCAAUUGGAGCAGGCUGACUCGGAGGACCCACACUGGGUGGAGAGCCUGCUGGGGUUGAGUAGCCCCAUCUGCAGGUCCAUGCCUGGCUGCCCAGUUACCAGUCCACCUCCUGGCUUGAGGCUGUGCAUGAGGCAGUGUGGCCUAUAGACCUGGCAGAGUGGACAGUGAAUCCAGAGCAGAAGCUCUUGGACCCAGUGGCUUGGGCUCUGCUGCCUCCUGCUGACAGCAGCAGAAAUUGCAGGCAUACUUAGGAAGCAAGUACAUUUCUCCAUGCUCGUCUGCGGGAUCCCUCUCAAGACCCCUAGAAGGGCCUGAAACUGUGGAUAGCACUGAACCCUGUGUGCGCCGUGCUUUCCCUAUACACAUAAACCUGUAACGAGCUUUGAUUUCUAAAUUGGGGACAGCAGGAGAUUAAUGAUAACGAAUGAUGAAGGAGUUGACAGUCACAACACAUACUGAAAUAAACUUGUGUCAGUGUGGUC